Messenger RNA from Diaporthe batatas, 2496 nucleotides. RefSeq names its product mRNA guanylyltransferase. Gene Ontology annotation, cellular component: mRNA capping enzyme complex. Gene Ontology annotation, molecular function: mRNA guanylyltransferase activity; ATP binding. The transcript has 2 exons. The record is from RefSeq and is a predicted model, not a curated record. The coding region runs from base 249 to 1424 and encodes 391 amino acids. Gene Ontology annotation, biological process: 7-methylguanosine mRNA capping. Lineage: Eukaryota; Fungi; Ascomycota; Sordariomycetes; Diaporthales; Diaporthaceae.
GUCGCGACUGGGCCUGCCGUCCCAUUAAACCAACACAUCUUCACCUUGCUCCGUUCACUUUGCUUUCCAACCCCGUCGCUCUUCACACCACCAUAUCAACUUCAGGAUAUGUUAUUUCGAACGAGAUCCAAACCCCCAAUCGAAGUCUUGUGUCUGAAGUAGCCCACUGAACCAGACUCCAGCCUGGAGCGAGUCUCAGUCUGCACGCGCAACACACACCCCCCCCCCACAUCCUGCCACGCAACGCCAUGGACGCGAGCGCACAGCCCAUCACUCGCAUCGACGAGCCCGGCGUCCGGGCCGAGGGACAGCUGCUCCAGCAGCUGCGCCAGGAGGUCGCCGGCCUGCUGGGGCGGUCCCAGAUCGGCUUCCCCGGCGCACAGCCCGUGAGCUUCUCGAGGCGGCACCUGCAGGAGCUGAUGACCAAGGACUACUUCGUCUGCGAAAAGACCGACGGCAUCCGCUACCUGCUCUACCUUACCUCGGACGAGAACGGCGACGAGAUCGCCUACCUGAUCGACCGCAAGAACGACUUUUGGUUCAUGCAGUACCGCAACCUGCACUUCCCGACACCCGAGAACGAGGGCGGGCAGCACGACAAGUCCAUCAUCGACGGCGAGCUGAUCAUGAGCCGGCAGCCGGGCGGGGGCGAGAAGCCCCAGUUUUUGGUGUUCGACUGCCUCACGCUGGACGGCAUGUCGCUGCUGGAGCGGCCCCUCGACAAGCGCCUGGCCUACUUCAACCAGAAGAUCUACGCGCCCUACCGGCAGGUGUUCAAGAAGUACCCCGAGGAGGCGCGCUUCCAGGCGUUCCAGCUGGUGAUGAAGGAGAUGCAGCUCGCGUACGGCAUGGUCAAGAUGUUCCGCGAGGUGCUGCCGAACCUGGCGCACGGCAACGACGGGCUCAUCUUCACGUGCCGCGAGACGGCGUACCGGUGCGGCACGGACGAGCACAUCCUCAAGUGGAAGCCGGCGGACGAGAACACGGUCGACUUCAAGCUGCAGCUCAACUUCCCGCUGGUGGAGCCCGACGAGCAGGACCGCGCCGAGGGCGUGGCGGAGCCGUACGUCGACUACGAGGGCGUCCCGCCCGCGCGGCUGCUCAUCUUCGCGCAGGGCCAGGUCGAGCGCGGCGCGGACCCGUACGUCGACUACGGGGAGCUGUUCCUCACCGAGGACGAGUGGGAGACCCUCAAGGGCCUGGGGGACCCGCUCUCGGGCCGGAUCGUCGAGUGCUACGUCGACGAGCGCGGGCGGUGGCGCAUGUACCGCUUCCGCGACGACAAGCACCACGCCAACCAUAUUACUGUCGUUGAUAAGGUCAUCGAGAGCAUACAGGACCCCGUCACGCAGCAGAUGCUCGAGGAGGCCGGGCCGGCCAUCCGGGACAGGUGGAAGGCGAGGGAGGCUGGGCGGAGGCACUGAGGCGGGCGGGGUGUGUGCGCGGUUCUGGGUUUGGGUUGGCAUGCGUGCGUGCAUGGAUGAAUGAAUGAAUGGAUGGACAUGCUUGCAUCAACCAGCCAGCAAGCCGGCCAACAUCCCAAUCAACGGCGCCGGCUUGCUGGGGUGGGUCUACUUACCACUACUAUCGACCCCGUCCGUCUUGUGCCGAUUCCCACGAGUCGGGUGUUAAUUGGGCGGCGACAAGAAGAUGAAGAAGAAGAAGAAGAAGAAGAACAAACACGCUACCGUUUGAAAGCAAGCAAGGAAUGAAUAGGUGUGGUUCCCUUGAUGAGAAGACCUCGGGAUGGGGACCUCGAGGUUGGCCUUGCAAAAGGCACUGGCGAUAAGACAAGAAGCCAAGAAAUGGGCGAGAAGGAGCGGAGGGGGGGUGCCAGGCGUUUGGUUUUCGGAGUCUCUUUUUCUUUAGGGUAUUUGUCUUUUUUCUUCUUUUCGUCAUCCGACACUCUGUGGCCGGGGGGAUGUGUUGCUUGAUGGAUUCACUAAUCAACUAGCUAGGGAUCUAUGGCGUUCAGGACACGGUAUUACCCAGGAAAGAAAGAAGGUCUCUGGACUGGCGGGCGGGCGGGGGGAUAUAGCUCUUUUGUAAUCUGUUGGAAACAGUUUGGGUUUCUCACACAAUCUAAGCCAUGUUGUUUCCAAGAGUUUGUCUUGUCUUCUCUGUGCGCCGUUCAUGAGUCGGAGGUGUUCCAUGCUGGCCGGCCGUACCUGUGCUGUGUUGUGUUUUGUUCUUGGCUGGGUUGUCUCUCUCUGGAUGUCUGUCGCCUUCGAUGAAAAACAAGAAGAAAAAAAAGUGAAGUACCCUAGGGGAGUCGACUGUUCUUGCUGGACAACUGGAUAUGAGCCUCCAGGUUGUGAGUGGGGUUUUGCCUCCCCCCCCCCUCCCCUCGAACCAGCCAGCCUCCAAGCACACGUCUGCUGAGAACAGACUUGGCAAAAGUCCGGGGAGCGCUGCUCAACACAAUCAGUCCGGUCUACUGGAAGGCCUGGGGACGAGUGACACGUGUGGAUCUCGUGAGAGAUGGGAGGCUUGCUU